CGGCGCUGGGCAUCGGCAGGAGCAAGAGGCGGCGGCAACAACAACUCGGGAGGCACCGAUGGCCAAGUGGGGGGAGGGAGACCCCCGCUGGAUCGUGGAGCAGCGCGCCGACGCCACCAACGUCAAUAACUGGCACUGAUUCUGCAAAAACCUGUCAGGCUGGGUUUUCAAAACGGAAUCCUGGGGAAUUGAGGAGCCCUAUUCUGAGGACAUCAGUCAUUUGCUGUAAUGGAAUUGCAUGCGGGGACCAUUUCCAUGUGUGUGAGGAGGAAAGGGACAAUUCUCAGCAAUCUUCCCACUUCGCAUUACAGCUGCCUGUACUUCUCAAAAUAUUCAUCUGAUGCCCCACAACCCUCAGAGACAUCUUUUUGGAAGCACAGGACUGAAAGAGAUGCAUCUAACUGGUCAUCGGAGAAGUUGAAAACUCUGCUUCUGGCUAUUCGAGCAGAGAAUGCAGAGGGUUCUUGCGAAGUGACAGAAGUGAGUAAAUUGGAUGGAGAAGCCUCCAUCAACAACCGCAAAGGAAAGCUAAUUUUCUUCUAUGAGUGGAACAUCAAGUUGGCUUGGACAGGCACCUCAAACACAGGCGUGAAGUAUAAGGGGCAUGUAGAGAUUCCUAACCUUUCAGAUGAAAAUGAUGUUGAUGAAAUUGAGAUCAGUGUUGGUCUCGCCAAAGAUGAGCCGGAUACCAACCUGUUAGCCUUGAUGAAGCAAGAAGGCGUAAAACAGAUCAGCGAUGCUUUGGGCACUUACAUCAGCACUCUCAAGACAGAGUUUACCCAAGGCAUGAUUUUGCCCACAGUGAACGGUGAACAGUCACAGCCAGAGUCAGCUCCUCAUCCUUUUCGUAAAACAGAGGAGCACAGGGCUGCUGAACCUGUUGUUGGCAAUGCACUUAAAUCCAAAUCUGUAGGAGUCAAGAUUCCUACCUGUAAGAUAAACUUGAAGGAUAUUUUCCCAACAUCUCCAGAUGAACUAUACAGAGUAUUCAUUACACAAGAGAUGGUCCAGGCAUUUACUCAUUCGCCUGCUGUUGUGGAGGCUGAUAAAGGAGGGAAAUUCCAACUGCUAAAUGGCAGUGUCUCUGGCGAGUUCACUGAACUGGUUCCUGAGAAGCAGAUUGCUAUGAAGUGGAGAUUUAAGUCGUGGCCAGAGGGUUGUGCUACACUACUGAUGUUGGGCUUUAUUCUGGCUCUUCUAGGGCAUUUUGCAACCAUCACCUUGACCUUCAAUGACAGAGCUGGUGAAACAGAAGUCUGCAUGGAAGGGAGGGGCAUCCCAGCCAACGAAGAAGAACGAACAAGGGAGGGCUGGCAACGAUACUACUUUGAGAGCAUUAAACAGACGUUUGGCUAUGGAGCCCGCUUGUUUUAACACUGGCCACUGCGGAGAGUCUCAGCCUGAAGAUUCUGCCGUGUGAACUGAUUUGCUUUUUGUCUGUCCCUUUCUAUCCUCUGUUUCACUGUUGUGACUAGCAGGAUGGCAGGAUGGCCCUGAAGGCCACUAAGCAGCCCAGAUUCCAGCCCUUCACUGCUUGUGCAUGUCUCCUGCUGCAGGGGAUUCAAAGGUGGAUUCUCAUAAAUGUACAUACACCCGUAUUGAUAAAUAAACGUAACUUAACGAAA
Messenger RNA from Hemicordylus capensis (graceful crag lizard), 1625 nucleotides. It is a transcript of the gene AHSA1, whose product is annotated as activator of HSP90 ATPase activity 1. The transcript has 11 exons. Gene Ontology annotation, cellular component: cytosol. NCBI's taxonomy places the organism in Eukaryota, Metazoa, Chordata, Lepidosauria, Squamata, Cordylidae. Gene Ontology annotation, biological process: protein folding; positive regulation of ATP-dependent activity. Gene Ontology annotation, molecular function: ATPase activator activity; protein-folding chaperone binding. The record is from RefSeq and is a predicted model, not a curated record. The coding region runs from base 229 to 1374 and encodes 381 amino acids.